ACGCUGCAUUGCGUGAACCCCGAGAAUGAGAGUGCUCCAGAGGUCACUGUUAAAUGUCUGAACUGUGACACCAUCACGCAGGUCAAAGAGAAGAUACUGGACGCCCUAUUUAAAGGCAUUCCGUACUCGCAACGCCCCAAAGUUGGAGACAUGGACUUCGAAUGGAGGCAGGGUCGUAUGGCCAGAACUAUUCUCCAGGAUGAAGACGUGACCACAAAAAUCGACAACGAUUGGAAGCGUCUCAACGCGCUGGCGCACUAUCAGGUAACGGAUGGGUCAGUAAUCGCAUUGGUCCCCAAGCAAAACUCCGCCUACAACAUCUCCAACUCUUCAACGUUCACCAAAUCCCUCAGCAGAUACGAGAGCAUGCUCAGAACCGCCAGCAGUCCAGACAGCCUGCGCUCCAGGACGCCCAUGAUAACUCCGGAUCUGGAAAGCGGAACCAAACUCUGGCACCUGGUGAAGAACCACGACCACGCAGACCAGCGAGAGGGCGACCGCGGCAGCAAGAUGGUGUCUGAGAUCUACCUGACGCGUCUGCUCGCUACCAAGGGUACGUUGCAGAAAUUCGUCGACGAUCUGUUCGAGACCAUCUUUAGCACGGCUCACCGCGGCAGCGUUCUUCCUCUCGCCAUCAAAUACAUGUUUGACUUCUUAGACGAGCAGGCGGACCGACACGUGAUAUCAGACCCCGACGUCAGACACACGUGGAAGAGCAACUGUUUGCCGUUGCGGUUCUGGGUGAACGUGAUCAAGAACCCUCAGUUCGUGUUUGACAUCCAUAAGAACAGCAUCACAGACGCGUGUCUGUCUGUGGUGGCUCAGACCUUCAUGGACUCGUGCUCCACGUCGGAGCACAAACUGGGCAAAGAUUCGCCGUCCAACAAGCUGCUGUAUGCGAAAGACAUCCCCAACUACAAGAACUGGGUGGAGAG
This is a messenger RNA of Triplophysa rosa, 935 nucleotides long. Its product is annotated as plexin-A1-like. Gene Ontology annotation, cellular component: semaphorin receptor complex. Gene Ontology annotation, biological process: regulation of GTPase activity; positive regulation of axonogenesis; regulation of cell migration. The transcript is spliced from 6 exons. Gene Ontology annotation, molecular function: semaphorin receptor activity. The record is from RefSeq and is a predicted model, not a curated record. The annotation marks the transcript as partial. Lineage: Eukaryota; Metazoa; Chordata; Actinopteri; Cypriniformes; Nemacheilidae.